Messenger RNA from Branchiostoma floridae (Florida lancelet), 514 nucleotides. Its product is annotated as late histone H2B.L4-like. Lineage: Eukaryota; Metazoa; Chordata; Leptocardii; Amphioxiformes; Branchiostomatidae. The record is from RefSeq and is a predicted model, not a curated record. Gene Ontology annotation, cellular component: nucleosome. Gene Ontology annotation, biological process: nucleosome assembly. Bases 149 to 514 code for a protein of 121 amino acids. The transcript has a single exon. Gene Ontology annotation, molecular function: DNA binding; protein heterodimerization activity; structural constituent of chromatin.
AAUCAAAAUUCUAAACGUCAUUAGCUUUCGAUCACGUCUGAAUGAGGAUUAUCUGCAAUCUCCUAAUUUGCAUAUUUUCUGUCGAGAGGCAAUAAAAAGUCCCAUGCUCGUGAGGUAACCAUCACUUCACAAUCACCGUAUUUGAAGUAUGCCAGCAAAGGGAGCAAAGGGAGCCAAGAAGGCCGGCAAAGGCCGCCCAAUGGGUAAGGGUGGUAAGAACAAGAGGAGGAGGAGGAGGGAGACCUUCGGUAUCUACAUCUACAAGGUGCUCAAGCAGGUGCAUCCUGACACCGGUGUCUCCAGCAAGGCCAUGGGCAUCAUGAACUCCUUCGUCAACGACAUCUUCGAGCGUAUCGCUGGCGAGGCUUCCCGCCUGGCUCACUACAACAAGCGCUCCACCAUCAGCAGCCGAGAGAUCCAGACCGCCGUGCGUCUGCUCCUGCCUGGUGAGCUGGCCAAGCACGCCGUCAGCGAGGGCACCAAGGCCGUCACCAAGUACACCAGCUCCAAGUAA